Messenger RNA from Acanthaster planci (crown-of-thorns starfish), 1136 nucleotides. Its product is annotated as putative deoxyribonuclease TATDN2. Lineage: Eukaryota; Metazoa; Echinodermata; Asteroidea; Valvatida; Acanthasteridae. The record is from RefSeq and is a predicted model, not a curated record.
GGGAUGCAUAUGAUAAACAUCAAGGCCUUCCCCCUCUGCUGGAGAGGAACCUGCCAUUCCCAUCAAGAAUCUCUUCAGUUUUUCAUUGGAGGACUCUUCAGCGUUUACUUUCAUUAGGCACCGCAUCUAGACCAGACUGCAUCUUCCUCACACCGACAUCAGACUUCCUACUCGAUGCGACGCCGCGAACCGAAAUAGAGUUCCCACUUCACCCAUCGAAGCAAACUCCCCAGUUCACUACCUCACCUGCUCCAGCUGCACCCGAGACGGAGUCCCUACUUCCUCUAUCAAAACCAGAUUCCCCAUUUGAUUUCAUAGAUUUGCAUUGCCAUGUAGACCGUCUCCUCCACAAAGCACAAAGGAUGGGUAACCUCACAGAUUUCCUACUUGACGAGGAGAUUAAUACAGUAAACUUCCGGGGUUGCAUUGCCAAUUUUUGCGAUGAAAAUACACUAGCAGAUGAAAAGCGUUGGGAAGAGUUGAUCAAUGAUAAAUUUGUGUUUCCUGCGGUCAGUCUCCACCCGCGACAUACUCACCACUUCACCCUUGAUACUAUCCGAGUGAUCCGGUAUUUGUUGGGUCACCCGAAAACAUGUGCCCUGGGAGAAGUUGGCCUUGAUUACUCUAGGGGGCAAGGGAAGUUUAAAGUUGUUCAAGAGUCUGUCCUCCAACGUCUUUUAGGGGUGGCUAUUGAGUUUCAAAAGCCAGUGGUUCUGCAUUGCCGAGACGUUGAUGAGGAAAGCAAAGAUGCCGAAGAUGAUUGUCUCCAAAUCGUCUCAGAAGUCCUCCCUCCCCAUUGGAAAAUCCACCCGCACUGUCACACCAAUAGCUGGAAGAGGGCCAGAAACUGGUGCAGACGUUUUCCGAACCUGUGCAUCGGACUCACUCCUAUCGUCCAGUGGGAUGCACCGGGGCCAAAGGAGGUGGCAAGGAGAAUUCCUCUAGGAUGCCUUCUUCUGGAAACAAAUGCCCCCUUCUUCAAGCCAAGGUGGUCCCCUCGCACUGUGGAGUUCAGCAACUCAACGGAUGCAAAACUAGUCGCCCACGAGAUCGCUCGCAUCAUCAGAAUACAGGUGGAAGAUGUCUUGAGGGAGUGUCUUCAGAACACUACACGGAUCUACGCUAUUAGCAUGUAG